AUGAAAGCUCAACACCAACAGUUAAAAGACAUGCCCAAGCCAGAGGAGCGCAAAGACCAAGUUCGGCCAUCUCCGUGGCCAGAGGUGAGUUCACCCAACCAAUUGACCUCGCCGCACCGUGGUCCUUUAGAUCUCCUUGCAGGAGAAGCAGCUCGUGCACCCCGUACGGGUAUCAACCGCAAUGCUACAACACCCGGAUGUCCUGGUUCCAAACACAAGAAUGAUGUCUUAGCUGGGGCUACCUCGGAGGUGUAUGAUUCAGCAUCUAGAGACGGCCUGAGCGGAAUCAAUUUACACACCAACGGCACAGAAUUCUAUGGUAACUCUUCGAAUCUCGCCUUUCUUGGAAAUCUAUAUGCGCGAGCUCGCAAUCAAGCAGAAGCUAGAACAUCGAACAUACCCGAGAAUAUGUCUUCUAAUCUUCCAGAAGAGGGUUGCCGCCUGGCGCCGGACCAGCCAUCGAGUAUGAAAUAUGUCUCACCUCGACAAGCACUUCAACCUACGGUGGACAAGGAACCGUCAAACGCAAAGCCUGUGACGAGUGCGGCCCAACUAUCUAUAGUAAACCUACUUUACAAUCCAGGUUAUCCUAGUACCUCCCCACCUCAGAUCAACGGGCGGCCCGAGGAUGAUGGAAACAGACAAUCCUCAACGAUUGGGGACCAGAGGAUUCCGCCUCGACCUUUCGCUGAUAAUGAAGAUGCAGUGGGGCUAGCUAUCGGUGAGCUCUCCGACGAGGCACAACUUGAAAUUGAGAAGAUCUUCAUCGGCAGCUACUUUUCAAACAAACAUUAUAUACAUCCUAUGUUGUGUAAAAAUGCCUUCAUGCGAAGGUGUGAACAAGGAGCUUUCAUAGCUUCGAAACGAAGAACAUUCAGCCGUCAGCCAUCGAAGUUCAAAGGCUUAUAUUUCGCCGUGGUUGCCCUGGGUGCCAUUAAUGCCAGCCCUAAUGAGACCUCUCUCCUGGAUCAUUAUUCUACCUGUUCGGCUGACGGACGAAAAUAUAGCUUUGCAGGAAAGCCGUCAGCCUUGGAUUUUGCUGAUUUCUAUUUUGGCAUUACAAAACAAGCCCUCGGGGAUAUAUUCGAGAGCUGCUCCCUAGAGAGUGCUCAGGCUCUCUUGCUCCUUAGCGUAUUCUGUCAGAACGCUUUACGACCUCACAGCUGCUUCAUGUAUAGCGGGAUGGCAGUUAGAACAGCGAUCGCAAUUGGAUUGGCAUCUGGAAUGUCCUCAUUACCUCCAAGCAUACGCAAAGAAGGCCGACGAACCUGGUGGUGCAUAUACUCACAUGAAGUCGAAAUGUGCUGUUCCUCGGGGAGGCUGGAUAGCAUGAAGCAACUUGACCAUUACCAGGUCACCUUACCCCCAUUAAAGGCAAAUAACCGCGACACUCAUGACCCCGAGGCAGAGGAGGACGACGUAGCCAUGAUACCGGUCAUGGUAGCUUUAGCGCAGAUCAUGUCAGAGGCGUCUCAUCUGCUCUACCAUUCACCGAAACGCCCUACAAGUGAGAUGUCACAGAUUGCAAUGAGCCUUGAUAAUAAAUUAGAGGAGUGGAAAUCCAACCUACCCUCCUUCCUCAACGUAGACGUUGCCUCGCUCAACGAUUCGGAGUGGGCGUUCAAGCAGAAACUAGUCUUACGACUGAUGCCCAAAAAAAGGUGGUACAACACAACCUACGCCCUCUACGGAGCCAUGAUCCUCCUUCACCUAAUCCUCUCCGGCUUCCCAGGUAUAAGCGAGGAAGAGCUACUCCAGGAUGUCGAGAAAAGCCUCGAAAUAUUCGACUCGAUGACCAACAUCGUCGUCGCUCGCCGCUGCUCUGAGAUGAUCCGUGAAGUCCUCGACGUAGCCCGCGCGUGUGUCGCAAGGCGUCGAGCAAUACCCGCUGUACCUGUCUUACCCCCUCGUGCCGACACCAACACCGACUCAUCGAGCCUAGAGACAAAUAACAACCAGAGUGUACAUACCCGGGCGGAUAUGGCUCCGUUGGUGUCACAGGGCGAAGACGGAGAUUUCUUUUUCUCGCUCUUUAACCAAGACGCUCAGCCUGAUACCCGGGCUGAGAUCUUAGCUAAUCUAGUUGACCCGACGAUCUUGGAGGAUUUUGCGUUCGGAAAUGGGGGGAACGAUUUUUCGUACUUUCUGGGGUUGUGA
Messenger RNA from Aspergillus bombycis, 2157 nucleotides. Its product is annotated as fungal specific transcription factor domain-containing protein. Lineage: Eukaryota; Fungi; Ascomycota; Eurotiomycetes; Eurotiales; Aspergillaceae. Gene Ontology annotation, molecular function: DNA-binding transcription factor activity, RNA polymerase II-specific; zinc ion binding; RNA polymerase II cis-regulatory region sequence-specific DNA binding. Gene Ontology annotation, cellular component: nucleus. Gene Ontology annotation, biological process: DNA-templated transcription; positive regulation of transcription from RNA polymerase II promoter by galactose. The transcript has 9 exons. The coding region runs from base 1 to 2157 and encodes 718 amino acids. The record is from RefSeq and is a predicted model, not a curated record.